AAACGUUGUCCGGAUCUCUCAUGCAGCCUAUCGUUGGAUAGGUAAUCAAAAUACCUUUUAAACGCGUCCAAGACAUUGAAGAUCUGACAACCCUAUCAAAAGUUAUAAGCACUUAAGUGUUAUUUAUGCACUUUUUUUAGGCCGGAUCUCAGAUAUUUUGAUGAAAACGUUGUCCGGAUCUCUCAUGCAGCCUAUCGUUGGAUAGGUAAUCAAAAGACCUUUCAAACGCGUCCAAGACAUUGAAGAUCUGACAACCCUAUCAAAAGUUAUAAGCACUUAAGUGUUAUUUACGCACUUUUUGGAGACCAGAUCGCAUGAUCAUCUCAUCUUAUCUCAUAACAUUUAUGCGACCUAUCUUUGGAUAGGUAAUUUAAAAAUCUUUUCAACGAGCACGAAUUGGACUGUUUUGUGUCUAUUUUGGAUAGUACCCUUUAAAUGUGAGGAAGGCGCCAACCACCUAAGGGUGGAUUAAGUAACGUUUUAUUAUUUAUAUUUGCAUUUAUCUUGGUUCCUCUUUCCAUGAAUCUUCAACAACUUUUUUUUUACUCUUGGGUGUUUUUGAGUCUACCUUUCUAAUAGGCGUAUUCAAAACACACCUAAGAAGCAAAAGAAAAAGGUUUAUUAGGCCUUUACAAAAAAACUUCACACAUUGCUAUUUUAUCCAACGCAGUCCAUUUCCGAUUUCCGGAAACGCUUAUCGCAUAUAUUUGAAUAUAUUUAAUAUAUAAAUUAUAGUUGUCUGUGAAUAAGCUAACUGCAUAAACGCAUUAUAAAUUUCAAUGUCAUGAUUACCGAUCUGAUCGUUCUGAAUCGAAGGUAAUCAAUAAUCAAGUUACAUCGCUGCAAAUCAGUUGAACAUCGCUCGUAUAGUGGAUUAGUAUAGUUUUUAAUUUCCUGAACAAAAUUUUAUUAUGGACUCAAAAAUAAUUCUCAUUGGUGCCGGAUCAGCGGGAAUCGCUGCAGCUUCACGACUUUACACUAAAGGAUUUCAAAACUUGGAAAUUCUGGAAGCAACGAACCGCAUUGGGGGACGCAUCAACACGAUUCGGUUUGGAGCCAACGUGGUCGAUUUGGGUGGCCAGUGGUGCCACGGAGAGAGGGGGAACGUUGUGUACGAACUGGCCGGUCCGUUGAGGCUUUUGGAACCAUCUUUUACGUUUGAAAAAGUUGUCCUGAUUAGGAGCAACGGUGAGCAGGUUCCGCAGAACAUCAGCGAUCGAAUGAUGAAGGUCGGCGAGCAAAUUAUGAAAUCCAAAGCAAUUGUGAGAUUCAAGGGUACACUGGGAGAGUACUUUGUUGAACGAUUCUUGAAUGAGAUGAAUGUUCCAGAAAAUUAUGAUAUUGAUGAGAAAUUGGUUCUGAAAUUUUUGGCUUGCUUUCAUAACGAUCUACGUGAGAUAUUUGCGAUUGACUCGUGGUAUGAGCUUACAGCUGCCGGAAGUGCAGCAUUUAAAGAGUGUGAAGGGUACCAGGAGCUCGGUUGGAAGGGGAAAGGAUAUAAGAGUGUACUAGAAUUGCUUAUGCGGAGACAUCCAGCCCAAAACGACGUUCCGAUUCCGGUGGAAAAAUUCACCAAAUUCAACAAAUUUGUCACCAACAUCAGCUGGUACAACGGCCCAGAUCGUCCCCUGGUCGUAACAUGCGCAGACGGUACGCAGCACGAGGCUGCCCACGUGAUCGUGACCAGCUCGAUCGGUGUCCUCAAGGAGAAUCUACGAACCAUGUUCACUCCCCAGUUGCCGAUGGCCAAACAGAAAGCCAUCAAGGGAAUCUACCUGGGCACGGUGAACAAGAUCAUCAUGGAGUUUGGCAAGCCAUUUUGGAAGUCUUUGGGCAACGUGUUCGGGCUGAUGUGGGAGCACGAGGACCUGGAACAGUUGCGACACUCUAAAUUCGCCUGGACCGAAGGUGUUUCGAUGUUCCUUAAGGUAGACCGUCAACCGAACCUCCUGGUUGCGUGGAUGAUUGGCACGGAAGGACGGCAAGCGGAACAGCUGCCCGAUAAGGAGAUUGUUGACGGCAUGAUGUUUCUCCUGAAGAAGUUUUUCAAAAAUAAAGUCGUGGAGAGACCAAUCAGGAUGAUCAGAUCAAAAUGGUCCAGCGAUAAGAACUUCCGGGGGUCCUACUCGAGCCGAUCGUUGACCACGGAAGCCCUCAAGACGGGACACGAUAAAAUGGCGGUACCGGUGAAGAAUUCCGAUGGCAAGCCGGUGCUGAUGUUUGCCGGUGAAGCCACCAGUGAGGAGUACUUUGGGACGGUUCACGGGGCCAUAGCGAGUGGGUGGCGCGAAGCCGAUCGGAUCGUUGAGUACUAUGAGGAAUAGUGUUUUCUUUUUCAACUAAAUACUUCAGAAAAUUGCAAUGUCCGUCGUCUGCUCACUACUCUACACAGAAAAAAAGUUGAAUUUUGGAAUGUUGAAAAUUUGGUAGGUUUAAUAUUACCUCUUUUUUGAGUAAUAUUACAUAAAAAAAGUGUAAAAUGUAAACCUGAUGAAUAUUCAUCAAAAACUGAUGAAUAUUCAUCAUUUUCUGGGGUAAAAUUAAUCUUUUUUUUUGCCUCAAAAUCUGUCACCAUUUCCUGAUGAAUAUUACCAUCAUUUUUUUUUCUGUGUUCUUGUGCCCUUAUUUUCAGUCUGCUGAUCAAUAAAUCUGACCCAACUUUACUUAAAAACCGUCAACAAGCUUAUUAUCUUUAAAAAAAAUAGCUACAAGGAAGUUAAAAAAACUUCUCUUCAAUUUACACAGAACAAAAACUUUGAAUUUUGGAAGGAUGAUAAUUUGGUUGGUUGAAUAUUACCUUUGCUUUGAGUAAUUUUACCUAAAAAAUGUGUAGAAAUGUGAACCUGAUGAAACAAGAUCUGUCAUCAUAUCCUGAUGAAUAUUAGAAUAAUUUUUGCUGUGAAUUGGCUUGCAGGCCUUAAUUGGUAAACAUUUAUUAGCGAUUGAUCACAUUUAUCACAUUGCCAGAGGGGAAAAACUUGAUGAAGUUUCUCUAAGAGUCGGUCAACAACCGGGCGUCUCCUUUAAAGCAUACAGUCAAAAAAUCGAUGGAAACGCAUAGUACUUUAACAUUUCGAUGCUCGUGUGCUCUCUUGUACUAUGUAUUUAGAUAGGAAUUCCAGCAAGCUUAGCAAAACAGAGCACACGGGCAUCGAUUUGUUUGCAAAAUCUACUGUCUUCAUUUCGAUGUGAUCGUGCUAUCUUGUCGCACGUUGACGUUCCGAACAAAACGUGUUUUGAUGAAUAAUCAAGUAACAAUAGCAUGCAGUGUAAAUAAGAACAAGGUAUGGUGGAAGCAAAAUAUUAUAAAUCAAAAACACCCAUGUGAGAUUUUUACGUAGAAUGUUGUGUUUCACCUUCCUGAUUAGGGACCAUCCAUAAACCACGUGGGGGUUGGCGAUUGUCCACGCUCCAUACAAAAAUAUUUCAAUUGUAUGGAAAUUGUCCACGAUGGGGGGGGGGGGGGUUUGAAACUUUAAAAAAGUGUCCACGUGGUUUAUGGAUGGUCCCUUAAGAUUAUGUUCGAUUCAAAAUAUUCUAUCGGUGGAAAUUGCGAUUUUAGAAAAAAAAAAUGUGUUUUCCCAUAUAAAUUAUGAAGUACCAAAGGAGGAGGCGCAUGGUGGUUCAAGUAAUUUCUAAUAAUAAAUUUAAUGGAUGUCGUAUUUCAAAAUGUGUUUUUUUAUUAAAUGGAUUUAAUUUUUUUUAAUACCAGGCGUCUCCAUUAGUAUGAAAAAAAAAUAUUUCUGAAAAUAAAAGCAAUUUUCACCGAUAGAAUAUUUUGAAUCAAACAUAUUUUGAAUCAGGAAGGUGAAACACAAAUUUCUAUGCAUAAAUCUCCCGCGGGUGUUCUCGAUUUAUAACAUUUUACUUCCUCCAUGCCGUGAAGAACAAACAAAUGAUCAUUCCGUGCAAUGUUCUUAAUUAGGUUGCCGGUUGCCCGAGUUACUUCAAAAAAUGUAUGCAGUAGGGUACAGCAAAAAACUGUAAGAAAGGCAAAAAUAUAUUAGGGAUAGCUCCUGUUCGAUUCCUAUAAGGAA
Culex pipiens pallens (northern house mosquito) is the source of this 4037-nucleotide messenger RNA. Its product is annotated as spermine oxidase-like. The record is from RefSeq and is a predicted model, not a curated record. The coding region runs from base 912 to 2324 and encodes 470 amino acids. Gene Ontology annotation, molecular function: polyamine oxidase activity. The transcript is spliced from 3 exons. NCBI's taxonomy places the organism in Eukaryota, Metazoa, Arthropoda, Insecta, Diptera, Culicidae.